Messenger RNA from Opisthorchis viverrini, 914 nucleotides. RefSeq lists its product as hypothetical. Gene Ontology annotation, cellular component: cytoplasm. The coding region runs from base 1 to 903 and encodes 300 amino acids. The transcript has 7 exons. The record is from RefSeq and is a predicted model, not a curated record. Lineage: Eukaryota; Metazoa; Platyhelminthes; Trematoda; Opisthorchiida; Opisthorchiidae.
AUGGUUGUCCGAGUUUACUUUAGUAGCGUUUCAGGAAGUAUGGCGGUGAAGAAACAGCAAAUUGAUAUCAUUUCUCUCCUUGAUGCGAAAAAGAUCGACUUCGAGAAAAUUGAUCUUUCAGAGCCGAACAACGAAGAGACGAAAAACUUGAUCUACGAGGAAAUAAAAAAGUUUGAUAAACCACUUAUACCUCCGCACAUAUUUCUAGAUGAUGAGUACUUGGGGGGUUAUAGCGAGUUCAGGGAUGCUGUUGAACUGGAAGAGCUGGAGAUUUUUCUCCGACUUCCUGGAGAAAAACCAAAACCGUUCACUUCAUUGGUAAAGGAUGAACCUUCCGAAGAGGAAAAGUCCACCACGUCGAACGGUGAUGAGAAGGCCAAGUCCAGUGAUGAGGAGUCUGAAUCUGAACAAAAAUCCACUGGUAGCAGUGAAAAAGCUGAAAAUGGAGAUGGAGAGUCCAAGAAACGAAAAUCAUCCAAUGAGGAUGAGGUGGAGAAGGAAGCGAAGGACGUGAAACCAAAGAAAGUUAAGAAAAAGAAGGAGGUGGAAACGUCCGAAGCUGUAACUGCUUCGGAGAGUAAGGAGAAUUCUGUCGAAGAGGACAUUAAACCCGAAGAAAGUAUAGAAACUGCAGCUGAAAAAUCUGACGAAGCUAAGGAUGCGGAAGAGAAGACAGCCAGUAGAAAGUCUUCGUCAGCGAGCACAUCAGAGAAAAGUGGUUCUGAUAAGGAGGAAUCCUCGACUAGUGAAAGCGCGAGUUCAAAGUCCGGCACCGAUUCCGAAAAAAGUAGUGGUAACGAAAAGUCCCAAAGUAAUGGAGUGUCGGCGCACGAUAAGAAAGAAUCCGGAAGUGGAUCCAAUUCUUCUAAAGCGUCUUCCAGUGCCAGUGAUGAUUCCGAGUAAUUUUUUCUCAA